This is a messenger RNA of Bipolaris maydis ATCC 48331, 525 nucleotides long. RefSeq lists its product as uncharacterized. NCBI's taxonomy places the organism in Eukaryota, Fungi, Ascomycota, Dothideomycetes, Pleosporales, Pleosporaceae. The record is from RefSeq and is a predicted model, not a curated record.
AUGAAGAUCUCUUUGGCUCUUCUUGCUUCCGGGCUGCUUACUGCAGUCUAUGCCGUCGACUCUAAAUCGGACUCGGCGCCCCUGCUGCGUAGAGCUACCAAGUGUGGGUAUAAAUGCACCGGUGAGUACCCGUUCGGCUGUCAGAACAACACGGCACAUCCGGAAUCACGUAGCUGCCAACCCUUCACUGCCGCCGGGUGCUACAGCGAUCCCAAGCAGACUAUCCUGCACGGCAAUUAUUACGCUUUACUUAGGCACUACCGGGACAACGUGCAUGAGAAAUGUGCGUGGACCUGCCGUAAAUACAACUACUAUGCUGUGUCCGGAAAGUGGUGCCAAUGUGGCGAUCGCCUGAAGAGAUGGGCAGUCAAGGUCGCUCCGGUGCGGUGUGAAGUUCCGUGCCCUGGCAAUUCCACGCAGAGCUGUGCUACCAAGAACGUUGAUGCGGUUUAUAUUAAAGUAGCUCAUAUGGGGGACCGCACCGUAAAUGCCCCCAAGGGUUGGCAAGGGGAACCGGCGAUUUGA